AUGGCGACAGCGGCGACAAUGGCGACGGGGACGGUGGUGCUUCUGUACUACGUGCUGAGCCGGCGGAUGGCAACGACAACGGGGACAGUGGUGCUUCUGUACUACGUGCUGAGCUGGCGGAUGUCAUCGACCCUAGCAGAGGAAGAUUUCGUCGGCGGUGAGUACUCGAGAUCGAAGGGUAGAUCUGUGAAGAAGCGGCUGGCUCAGCGUCCAGCUCAAGCGCCUGUAACAUGGAUCGAGAGGAUCUCUACGCUUUUGGAGACUCUGGGGUUCACGUAUUCGGAGACUCUCGGUAAAUGGCCGAUCAGUGACUUGGCUUUCGGAAUUAAUUAUCUUAUUAGAAGGCAGGUAGGAAUUUUUUAG
This is a messenger RNA of Fraxinus pennsylvanica, 363 nucleotides long. Lineage: Eukaryota; Viridiplantae; Streptophyta; Magnoliopsida; Lamiales; Oleaceae. The record is from the annotation of a GenBank genome assembly.